Humulus lupulus (European hop) is the source of this 963-nucleotide messenger RNA. RefSeq names its product protein FAR-RED IMPAIRED RESPONSE 1-like. The transcript is spliced from 2 exons. NCBI's taxonomy places the organism in Eukaryota, Viridiplantae, Streptophyta, Magnoliopsida, Rosales, Cannabaceae. Gene Ontology annotation, biological process: regulation of DNA-templated transcription. Bases 1 to 963 code for a protein of 320 amino acids. The record is from RefSeq and is a predicted model, not a curated record.
AUGGAGAAUAAAAUGGUCACAACACUUGCAGAACUUCAAAUUUACAACAAGCAACCACAUGAUCUGUCAAAAGAAGACAUCAUAGGCAAACACCUCGAAAGUCUCGAUAAAUGGGAAGAAUUUUUUUCCAAAUACUCGAAAUGGAUGGGGUUUAGUGUUCGCAAGGAAGAUGUUCGACGUGACCAUGAAAACAACCUGUGGCAACAAAAUAGGUUGGCAGGCCUAUUUUGGGCUGAUGGAAUUUCCCGUCGUGAUUAUGCUUGUUUUGGGGACAUUAUGGCUUUCGACUCCACCUACAAGAAGAACUCAUACAAUAAGCCUCUGCUUAUCUUUGUUGGGUUGAAUCACCAUUACAGGACAAUAGUCUUUGCAGUUGCUUUUCUAUAUGACGAGACCGAUGAGACAUAUACUUGGGUUUUAGAGGAAUUUCUAGAGUGCAUGAAAAACAAACCACCUCCUGUGGUGGUCACCGACGGUGAUCAUGCUAUGGCGAAAGCAAUACAAAAAGUUUUCCUAACUUCUGUUCACCGGUUGUGUGCUUGGAAUCUUCAGAAUAAUGUAACUAUUAAUGCGCAUCAUCCUGUAUUUAAGUCCAAGUUCAAUGAACUACUUUAUCAAUACUGUACCGAGGAAGAUUUCGAGGAUACAUGGAAUAGAAUCGUUUCAGAAUUCGAAUUUGAGGACAGUCGAUGGGCAACAACUACCUGCAAUAGUAGGAGGAGUUGGGCAGAAUGUUUCCUACGAGGGCAUUUCUUUGGGGGACUAAGAACUACUCAAAGAUCAGAGUCAAUUAAUUCCUACUUGUCCCACUUCCUGAUGAGCAAACUCAAACUUAGAGAUCUGGUUGGCCAAGUAGACAAGGCCAUACAAAGUAUUCGUCACACAAAAUGGGAAGACGAAUUCAUCAGCAACCAUAGUACGCCACAAUUACCAUCGAACAUCCUUCGACAGUACUAUGAAUAG